AUUGGCAUUUGACUUACCUGUGAGGUGUGUAAAAGCUCGUCACCUCGGAAAUCAAGACAUUAACAAGUUAUAGAUUACGUUACGAAGCAAGAGCAGAAAUCACCGAGUUCAAUGGAGUAACCCAAAAACUCGCAGUGACAGAGGGAUUGUAGGAUCUCAGUUUCACCGUAAAAGAUCUUAGAUGGCAUCAGGCAUGAUGGGAAACUCUGGGAUCGUGUUUAUUUUGACCUUUAUCACCACUCUGAUGUCAAGGGCAGCAGGCAUCAGUCCUCCAGGCAGGCCCAGACUCACAAGCUGUCGCUCUCCAGAGAAGGAGACUUUUACCUGCUGGUGGGAACCGGGCGAUGAUGGGGGCUUGCCCACCACCUACGCCCUCUACUAUCACCUUGAAGACUCAGAGACGGUGUAUGAGUGUUCGGACUACAAAAACUCAGGCGAGAACUCGUGUUUCUUCAACAAAAAUGACACGUCACUGUGGGUCAACUACAACAUCACUGUGGUGGCCACCAACGCGCUGGGGAAGAACAUUUCAGAGCCCGUAGAGGUGGACGUGGCCUUUAUAGUUCAGCCCAACACUCCAGAGAACGUCUCGGCUGUAGUGGUUCAUGAAGACCAGAUUCCAUUUGUGAGGGUGUCCUGGGAAAAACCGAGAACCGCAGACACGCGUUCAGGGUGGAUCACGCUAGUUUACCAGUUACGAAUUAAAACAGAGAAAAAUGGGGAAUGGGAGGAUUAUUACGCUGGCAUGCAGAAGUACUACAACAUAUUCAGUCUUCACCCCGGUAAGAAAUACAUGGUGCAGGUGCGAUGCAAACCUGAUCACGGGUUCUGGAGCGAGUGGACCCAAACGACCUACGUCAAAAUGCCCGGCUACCUUGCGAGAGAACGUUCACUGUUGAUCAUGAUUACCAUUUUCUCUGUCUUUGGUGUCCUGAUCCUCACCUGGACGCUAAGGGCCAAACGAAACAGUGUGAAACUGUGUUUCCUGCCUCCUGUGCCUGGACCCAAAAUUAAAGGAUUCGACAAACAGCUGUUCAAAAAUGGCAAGUCAGAGGACAUUUUAAAUGCUCUGGUAAUACAGAGUUUUCCUCCAAACACCGAUUACGAUGACUUAUUGGUGGAAUAUCUUGAGGUGUACGACAAUGAGGAGCAGGAAUUGGUGUUGGAUGGGAAAGAUUUGUCGGAGGACUGCCUGAAGUCCAAAAGCUCUUUGGACAGCGACUCCGGCCGGGGCAGUUGCGACAGUCACACCCUGCUGUUGGAGAAAUGCACGGUGGGACGAGACUCGAGCAGCCAGCACGGUGAAACAAGCUUGGCUUCUACUGAAAGCAGCAAGUGCCAGGUACCCGAAUCCGUCGACGGUCAUGCCAAGACCUGACCCGUCGUGUUCUUGUCUCCGCAACAUCACCCCUGUCAAGCCUCUAAACCGGCCUAUCACAGCGUCCCAGAGAUUCUCAACAUCUCUUCGCCUCGUAUGACACCCAUCAGUUACCAUCAGCUUCAGCAUCGGGAAGUCCCAACGCAAGAGGCCCGCUUCAGCAAGCCCACCUUUCGACAUUCCCAAAGCUACCACCAGUUCAGCCUGGACAGUCCCGAGCACACGGCAGAAAGCAUCGUGUCUCCAUCGUGUUCGAUGGAAUAUGUCGAGGUCCAGAGGAUCAACCCCGAAAAUGUGCUGGUGCUCAGGCCUCUUUCAGACCCCAACAGCGGACGUGACCUUUCUGAGCUCGCCGGAGAGGACUACACCAGAGUCAAAGAGGUGACAUCAAACAAUAUGCUCUUACUGCAGACAGAAACACAAUGCUCGGACAAUUAUAGCCGGGACUCGGACAGCCAAGCCGACCGAUGCUUGACCCAACAGCAACCCUGUAAACCUUCAGUUCACCAAUUGUUCAGUCUGGUGCCACAGGAGGACAUGAGGCUGAUGGGAAAUGGUUACGUGGACUCGACCGUGUUGAUGCCAUCGUAUUAACAUGUGGCCGCCCAUUGUGUGAAAAACUGCAAAACAAUAAGCCGUCACACAAAAUCAUAAACUCUUAAUGAGACUUAACUUUUUCCAAUUCUGUUAUAAAAUCGACAACUUAUCAAGCCCUGUGAGAAGCACUUACCUUACAUUUGAAUGAUUUAUAUUUUUAUAAAUUAUAUUUAUAGAUUAACAUACUUGAGUGUAAACAAGGGUUUGUGGACCCAUUCUCAGGCAGGUCUGUGUCCUUUGGACAUUUUUUGAUGUUUUACUUGCUCUUUAAAAAUGUCGGAAGCUGUGUCGUAUAAUGUCAAAAUGACAAAUGGCUUCUCACACUCCUAUCUGUGUUUGUCACAUUUAUUUUUAGAUUUAGCACUUAGCAUAUCUGCUCUCAGCAAUGCCCUAUGCAUUAUGUUGUUGUAAAUGUAUUUUGUACUGUGGCACAGUUACGUGUUUGAACCCACUUUUUUAUUAUAUGCGUUUAAAAAAAGGGGUCUCUUGCUAUAACGUAAAAUGACUUCAGUCAGAUGAGUUUAAAGGGAUGCUUCACCCAAAAAUGAAAAAUUCUUUCAUUAUUUACUCACCUUCGAGUUGUUCCAAAUCUGUAUAAAUGUCUGAUGAACACAGAGAAAGAUAUUUGAAAAAAUGCUUAUAACCAUACAGAUCUUUCCCCCCAUCGACUCCCAUAGUAGGAAAAAUUACUUUAUCAUCUUUUUGUUCUGUUGAACACAGCAGACGGCAUUUUGAAGAAUGUAGGACAGCAAACAGUUCUGGGGCACUUUUGACUACCAUUGUAUUUUUUCCUAGUACUAUGACAGAAUUUUCAUUUUUGGGUGAAGUAUCCCUUUAAAUAUUGCCAAAAUGUGCACCCUCCAUAUGUUGCAAUGUUGAACUGAAGUCAGUCCAAAUUUAACACAUUUUAAGUGCUAUCACAAAAACUCACGUGCAUUUUAUCAAAACAAAUGAGCAUUCUUUGUGUCACAGCUGGUUUAAUCCUACUGUAAUCCUGCUGUUGUUCUUUGAAAACAAAUUCCAGUCCAUUCAAGAAACAUUGCGUAAUCUAAAUUACUCAAGAUAUGUUUGUGUAUUAAUGGUUCACUAAUGCAAAAGUAACUUUAGAUUAAAAAAUUUGAUUUUGCCUUCAAUAUUUAAUCUGAGGUGGCGGUUAUCUCAAACUUUUGAAUGUAUGCAUUUCACUGACUAGCUUCUUAAACUAAGACUGCGCCAGUCUCACUGACUAGCAAUUAGUUAAAACUAAUCAGUAGAUUGGUAGAUUGGAACUAAUCAGUCUUACUUUUCAUAUUUCAAUUAGCCCAAUCUACCUUUUUAUGUAAAUGAUUUAAAGAAGUUAUAACCAGUCUUGAAGAAUUUUUUUUAAGAAUAAGACUAGUCUAAGCAGUUAAUGCAACCGGCCCCUGAUGUUAUCAUAACUGAUUUUAAACACAAAACCAGUAUGAAAUGAAAACUGCCAGUGUAUUAUGAAUGCAGAUAUAUUAUCAAAUAUGCAGUUCAGUUAUUCAGUGUUCUAAUCUAAAGGAGUAUGAAGUACGUAUGUGUGGGUGCGCGCUUGAUAGUGGAUGGGAGAGAGAGAGAGCGAGAGAGAGAGAGAGAGAGAGACCCAUAUGUAAAUCCAUAACAGAACCAAAUCACUUCAGUCUGUAUAUUAGACAGGCAUGUUGUAUUAGACAUUAAUGCAGCACUCCAAUUUUUAUGUUUUUAUAUAAAAUAUUACAUUCAGGACAUCCUGAUAGGUAAGGGAUGGACGAAUUUUAGCCUGUGCCAGUGCAAAUCAACUUCUGACCCACAUGUUGCCUUUAAUUUUAUGUAUAGUUAUUUUACGUUACAUUUAGAUAUUGUUGCGAAUAUACAGGAUAUUGCAAACUUUACUCAUUUGUGAGCCAGACUGUAUAUUAUUUUGAUUUCUGUGUUGUUUAGCCGUUGUAAAUUCUUGGUUUAAUUCAUAAUCGAUCUACAUGGACAAAGCUUCAUAUUUCUUAUGCAGAUUUUAUUAUAUUUCUAACUCAUGGCAUAUCUUUCAAAUGUGUGUGUAAUAACAAGGUGUAGCCUUAGGACAGUUAUGUUAUGGCUCACAUGCCAUCAUGAAAUAUUUAACUGUGUCUGUGAUUUAGUGACAGCGCUUUCUUUUGAAAAGCAUAAGAGCUUUCCUGUAGCUCAGUGGUAAGAGCAUUGCGUUAACAACGCAAGGUUGUGGGUUCGAUCCCAGGGGAUUGCACAUACCUAUGUAUAAAUGUAUAGGAUAAUGCAAUGUAAGUAGCUUUGGAUAAAAGCGUCUGCCAAAUGCAUAAAUGUAAAGAAAUCUAGCGAACUAUUGAAGCAAUCCUGCUUUACAAUAUUAAUUCUGAGAUUGAACUUUAUCAAUAAAAUCAUUGCUUUCAACCUACCAAAUUUACAAUAACUGUAAUCUAAUCAACAGUAGAUAAGCAAAACAUAAACAUAUGUUAGUUGGCUGAAAUACAUCUUGUGUGAUAAUUGUUCUGUUUUUCCAUAAGAAAUGGUUUAAUUUGAGCCAAACACACCUCUAUAACCAUUAAACACUGUCAGAUUGUUGUAAGUGUGCUGUAGUAGGCCUACUUCUUCUAAAUUCUCACACAAUUUGAAAUAUCUUUAUAGAAAAAAGCAACAGGUUAUAAAUGAUCUCCACUUACGCCAUCAUUUUGAACGGACUUCUUCAUAAAUGCAAUUACAUCAACUAAGAUUAAUAAAUGUUUA
Molecule: messenger RNA, 4693 nt
Organism: Triplophysa rosa
Lineage: Eukaryota; Metazoa; Chordata; Actinopteri; Cypriniformes; Nemacheilidae
Gene: prlra
Product: prolactin receptor a
Exons: 9
Biological process (GO): cytokine-mediated signaling pathway
Cellular component (GO): external side of plasma membrane; membrane
Molecular function (GO): cytokine receptor activity; protein binding
Source: RefSeq, a predicted model, not a curated record